Solea solea (common sole) is the source of this 1852-nucleotide messenger RNA. It is a transcript of the gene hrh1, whose product is annotated as histamine receptor H1. The transcript has a single exon. The record is from RefSeq and is a predicted model, not a curated record. NCBI's taxonomy places the organism in Eukaryota, Metazoa, Chordata, Actinopteri, Pleuronectiformes, Soleidae. Gene Ontology annotation, cellular component: plasma membrane. Gene Ontology annotation, biological process: adenylate cyclase-activating adrenergic receptor signaling pathway. Gene Ontology annotation, molecular function: G protein-coupled acetylcholine receptor activity.
AUGUGACUGGAUUUAUGGGCGUCCAUCUCAACUAUGAUGGAAUCUGGUCUGUCAGCUACCACAGAUCCUCCGCAGCUCAACACCAGGAGCUACGUCAAUAACAGCAACAACAGCUGGAAUGGGCUUCUUGAUGGCGACUCACUGAGGCUCAAUGACACCCUGACCCUCCAUGACCGUUUUCACACUGCCCUGCUGGGGGUCUCUCUGGGUCUUCUCUCUCUGCUCACCAUUUUUAUGAACCUGCUCGUCCUCUACGCUGUGAAGAAAGAGAAAAGCCUUCACACUGUGGGAAACCUCUACAUUGUCAGCCUGUCUGUGGCAGAUCUGAUUGUAGGGACCACAGUGAUGCCUCUGAACUUGGUGUAUUUAUUGGACGAUGAAUGGAAGCUGGGUCGGGCUGUGUGCCAGUUUUGGCUGAUUAUGGACUAUGUGGCAAGCACAGCCUCAAUUUUCAGCUUGUUUAUACUGUGUUUGGACCGGUAUCGCUCUGUCAGGCAGCCGCUGAAGUACCUCAAGUAUCGAACGAGAGGAAAAGCCAGUGUGAUGAUUUCCAUAGCUUGGCUGUUGUCAAUGAUGUGGAUAAUUCCGAUUUUAGGAUGGAGGUCCUUCACGCAUGUAGACCUCAAACCUGAGGAAGAGAACAAGUGUGACACCGAUUUCCGCUUUGUCACGUGGUUUAAGGUUAUUACUGCCAUCUUCAACUUCUACGUACCCUCAAUUUUGAUGCUUUGGUUUUACACGCACAUCUUUUUGGCUGUGAGACAACAUCUGAGAGACAGGGAGAGAAUCAUCCAUCCUACUGAUUCAUUUGGGGAAAACGAGAAUGAACAAAAUGUGAACACACCUGAGAAUAACGACUCCAAAUCACCCAAGAGGGAGACUCCACUCAAACACUCCAAAAAACAACACUUGUUAGACCAGAACACUCUCGAUCAGAGAUAUUCCCUUGAAGAUCCUGAUAAAACCAGAACUGCUCCAUCUACCUCUCACAGAAGAGUUGUUGUAACAUGCCAGCAGACAGCAUUGCUUACCAUGUCAACACAACGACUCAGAAUGACACAAAAGGCACACAAAUGUGCUCUGAUUCCUAAGGACAAGCAACCAGAUGCUGCUAUUCCUCUGACACAACAACCGGUGCUGCAGGACACAAAUUGUACAGAGCGGAAUUGUGAGCACAGACUUCAGACGUCUUUAAAUGAAUGUCACGUGACAAUGCCAAACUCGGUUAGCGGUGUCUGUGAUAUCAGUCAGGUUUCAGACGUGCAAAGAUACACAUCUGUGCUCUAUAGCCACUAUGACCCCAGUCAGGCUCUGCCCUGGACUGAUCAAGAGGUCGACGAUGCCAAACUGGACCCAGAUAGCGCAGCAACUCUGAGACGGAGUUGGCAAAAGUUUAUUGACCAAUCACGCCAGCGCAUCCAAAGCCUGAGAAUCCAUAAGGAGCACAAAGCAGCCAAGCAGCUGGGCUUUAUAAUCGCUGCUUUCUUGUUGUGUUGGAUACCGUACUUCAUAGCUUUCAUGGUAAUGGCAUUCUGCAGAGAAUGUGUGCACCAUGACCUUCACAUGUUCACCAUAUGGCUGGGUUACAUCAACUCUACCCUCAACCCUUUCAUAUACCCACUCUGCAAUGGGAACUUCAAACGGGUCUUCAAAAACAUUCUGAACAUUCGUUUGUAAUAGAUUUGAGCUAUGUAUUUAUAUUAGAUGUAUACGUUGUUUUUUUUUUUCACUUGUUCAUGUUGUUUUCUCAUCAUAAAGAUGUUAAUAAGUCAGAAAAAAACACAAAUCUUGGCUAUUGUCUACUGUGCUUAAAUACUGUAUGUUGUAAUCAAAUGUUCAGUCAUUUUACCUG